CCCGGCAUGGCGGAGGAGCGGCGGUUCCGCUCGGCCUCCGGGGCGCCGAUCGCGCUGCGGCGCCGCCAGCACAGCGCGUCCUGCCGGGAGCUGGCUGUGCGCGGCCCCCGCCUGCAGCUGCGCUCGCUCAGCGCCGCCACCUCCGCCGUCUGGCUGGCGGCCUACGGGCUCUUCGCUCUCAGCGAGAACAGCAUGGUGCUCUCUGCAGCCAUCUUCAUCACGCUGAUUGGCCUGAUCAUAUACCUGCACUUUGUGAAGAUUGACCAGGAAUCCCUGCUGGUCAUCGGCUCACUUGGCAUUCAGGUGACUUCAUCCUAUGCCUCAGGGAAAGAGAGCACUACCUUCAUUGAGAUGGGUCAAGUGAAGGAUGUGGUUAUCAAUGAAGCCAUCCAUAUGCAAAAAGUUAUCUACUACCUGUGUAUCCUCCUCCAGGACCCUGAAGAUCCUCAGGGAGUAUCUGAGGUUGUGCCACUCUUUCAGAGCUCCCAGCCACGACUGGACUGCUUGAUAGAAGUGUACAAAAGUUGUCAAGAGAUCCUGGAGCAGAGGAAGACAGCUCCACAAUCAAGUGAAAUAAAAUAGCUGAAAAAAGCAGCAGAUUUUCAGCAGGACUCAGAGGGAGACAUGGAAAAGCAAACAAAACUGCCCCAUGAGCAGAACUUUUCAGGCUCAGCCAGAAGGCUCUUGCCUCUUGCCUUUCCAGAAAAGAAUUAUGGGGAAAUAGGGAAAAGGGAGAUAAAAAAAUGCAUCAAUUUUUUACUCUUUCUUGCACCUAAAAAUUAUGCUAAAAUUAAAAAAUAACCUUGGCUGGACUGCCAUAAGUAUGCAUUCUUUGUUUUUUAUUUAACCCUUUGUUUGAAGAACACUCUAAAUACCUAGAUACCAUCUAAAGCUGAUGUGUGGGCUCAGAGAGUACCUUCCUGAUCACAGAAGAAUUUCAUAAGGACAAAACCAGAAAAUUUAACUCUUGCAUUCAGUUAUGUUUAAUGAAAUAAACAUAAGAGAUCUGAAGACUGACCUCUUCAGGGAGCUGCUUGAAAGAGUCCCAUGGGAUGGGGCCCUAGAGGGAAGAAGGAUCUGAGAAAGCUGAUAGUCAAGGAUCAUUUCUUCUGAAAUCAAGAACAGUCCAUCCCAAUGAGCAGGAAGUCAAGCAGAAAUGCCAGGAAGCCUGCAUGGAUGAGCAAGCUGCUCCUAGCAACACUUGAACACAAAAUGGAAGUAGACAGAAGGUGGAAUUAGGGACAGGUAAUUUGGGAGGAAUGUAGCAACACUGUUCGAGAUGAAGCUAGAGAAGCUAAAGCCCAGCUGCAGAUGAAUCAGUUAAAGGAUGUCAAAGGCAACAAGAAUGGUUUCAGUAAGUGCUUAACUAUCAAAAGGAACACAGGAAAAAUGUGAACCCACUGCUGAAUGGGGCAGGGCUUGUUGACACAGGACAUGGAAAAGUUGUGGCAUUUAAAGGGCCACAUCUGUUACUCUGAGAAUAUGAGGCACAUGUAUUGUUGAAAAUGAUGGUAAUGUGAAUAAAAGUUUUAUUGGUC
Messenger RNA from Pseudopodoces humilis (Tibetan ground-tit), 1538 nucleotides. RefSeq names its product phosphatidylinositol glycan anchor biosynthesis class H (gene PIGH). The record is from RefSeq and is a predicted model, not a curated record. NCBI's taxonomy places the organism in Eukaryota, Metazoa, Chordata, Aves, Passeriformes, Paridae. Gene Ontology annotation, cellular component: glycosylphosphatidylinositol-N-acetylglucosaminyltransferase (GPI-GnT) complex. Gene Ontology annotation, biological process: GPI anchor biosynthetic process.